Molecule: messenger RNA, 1275 nt
Organism: Mytilus californianus (California mussel)
Lineage: Eukaryota; Metazoa; Mollusca; Bivalvia; Mytilida; Mytilidae
Exons: 3
Coding region: 1-1275 (424 amino acids)
Source: RefSeq, a predicted model, not a curated record
AUGUGCAACCCUGAACUGAUGAGUCAACGAUUCCUCCCGAUAAGGACGUUCAUCGCCGAAUCUGCUGAGCCAUUCCUUGUAUUGUGUUAUGUACUGGUUACAUUCCUCAGGGAAACACAACCAACCUACACCCAGAAACACAAUCAACCUACACCCAGAAACACAAUCAACCUACAUCCAAUAACACAACCAACCCACACCAGAAACACAAUCAACCUACACCCAGAAACACAACCAACCCACACCAGAAACACAAACAACCUACACCCAGAAACACAACCAACAAUCACCAAAAAUACAACCAACGUACAUCCAGUAACACAACAAACCCACACCCAGAAAAACAACCAGCCUACAACAGAAACACAACCAACCUACACCCAAAAACAUAAACAACCUACAUCCAAACACAACCAAUCUACACCCAGAAACACAAACAACCUACACCAAUACACAAACAACCUACAUCCUGUAAUACAACCCACCUACUCCCAGAAACACAUCCAACCUACACCCAGAAACACAACCAACCUACAACCAGAAACACAAUCAACCUUCACCCAUAAACACAUCCAACCAAUACCUAGAUUCCUGACCAAACUACACCCAGAAACACAACCAACCUACACCCAGAAACACAACCAGCCUAUACCCAGAAACACAAUCAACCUACACCCAGAAACACAACCAACCUACACCACAAACACAACCAUCGUACACCAGAACACAACCAACCUACACCCAGAAACUCAAACAACCAACACCAAUACACAACCAACCUACACCCAGAAACACAACCCACCUACUCCCAGAAACACAUCCAACCUACACCUAGAAACACAACUAACCUACACCCAGAAACACAACCAACGUACACCCAGAAACAAAACCAACCUACACCCAGAAACACAACCAACCUACACCCAGAAACACAACCAUUCUACACCCAGAAACACAAACAACCUACACCCAGAAACACAACCAACCUACACCAGAAACACAACCAUUGUACACCCAGAAACACAACCGACCUACACCCAGAAACACAACCAACCUACACCCAGAAACACAACCGACCUACACAAAGAAACACAACCAACAUACACCCAGAAACGCAACCAACUUACACCCAGAAACACAUCCAACCUACACCUUGAAACACAAUCAACCUACACCACAAACACAACCAGCAUACACCCAGACACACAACCAGCCUACACCCAGAAACACAAACAACCUACACCCAGAAACACAACCAACCUACGCCCUGAAUAA